AUGUCUAUCCACAAUGCCUCAAGCGACAGCGAGGACAUCUACCGUGGCGAUCCGCCCCCUCCCCCGCAUAUCCACCCCGAGCCCGCUCUAUCCCUUUCGUCACAUUCCUCAUCCACCUCUUCGUCUUCGUCCUCUUUUCUCCCCGGCGGUCGAAUAGGAGCAAUUGCCGCCAAACUUGAGCUUGCAAUAACGAGAUGGGCAAGAAAUGUCAGAGGCAACUCCUCUGCGGCGUCGAGCUCCUCGAGCUCAUCCUCUUCGUCGUCUUCUUCGCGCGAUUCGGACCUCACACUCACUCGAUCGCAACUCGCGCGGCGUCGGAGGCGACGUCCCAGUGUCUCCUCCCUGCGCACAUUGCAGUCUGAGCGCGACAUUGCUGCCAGGAUAACACGCAUGAAGGCCCUGCAAGAAUCCAGGCAGACCACACGGGAGUUUACUCUCUACCUGCCCCCUUUCAUCGCCCCGGUUUCCCAGAAACACCCCUCGCUUCACAUGGGCGCUACUAACAUGGAGGCACGGGAUCUCCGCGUCACCUCCACCACCUCGUUGCAGCUGCUCCUCAACCAGCUGGAGUUCGCCAUCCGCAAGUCUGGCAAGCAACGUCGAACCCGUCAGAAGCAACGAGGUGCACCAGGGACACAGUCACCACGCGGCGCAUCGCCUUUCUUCUCUAGCCAAGGCUUCUCAGACAACCGUUUGCCUGAUGUCCAAUCCAAGCCCGGUUCUGCGGCAAGGAGGGGUCGGAAAGGGAAGCAUCGAGAGAAUGGUCAUCCGAAGCCAACAACUAUCCAAGAAGAACCGCAAGCGAAGCCUCAGGCAUGGUUUCUUGAUGUCGCCAAUCCCACUUGGGCGGAUUUGCGCGCCAUUGGAAAGUUGCUGCAUAUUCAUCCAUUGACGCUGGAAGAUAUACUCCAGCAAGAUCCUCGCGAGAAGCUCGAACUCUUCAGCAAGCUGGGAUAUUACUUUAUUGCUUUUCGGGCAAUAGAGAACCAAGUCACUCGAGAGAAGAUUCUUCGGGAGGCAGGUCUCACAGACCUUUCUGGAUCAAAUCUGGAAGAGGGUUCCCUUGGAGAGGCUAAUAUCUCAAAACUCACCCCAAGCAAGUUCCACUUCACAGAUGUUUCUGAGCACAUCGACCGGGUGCGGAAUAGGAUUGCGUUGUUGGACGAGGCUGCCAACAUAUCAUCGGAUUGGAUUGCACAUGGAAUUCUGGACUCCGUCGUUGACUCUUUCUUCCCCCACCUCGAUGAAAUCGAGAAAGAAGUUAUAGCAAUCGACCAUAUCGUCUAUAACGGAUCUGCAGAUAUUUCUCAACUCCCUCCUUCUGUUGAGGUGGUUAAUCUUUCCUCAUCUGACGCUGACAAGACACCGUCAAGAGAAUUUACUCCAUCGUCGAAGGACGAAGGGUCGUCUGGCCCUACCGUUGUCGCUCAGCCGAACGAAAAAUUGAAUGAGAAAUACUACACACCUGCAGAGCAGAUAAGGGAGUCUUUCAGGCCCCGGUUCGCCUCUCCCCAACUGACGGUCCCACUGCUGUUCCGUCAUGCCAAGAGACGCAUCAGUACGACCUGGAAAGGCUACUGGGAAAAGACUGAACAGGCCCCAAGUGCUACCCAGCUUACCCUGCGGCGCAUGGCGAGGACGCGAAAGCUUGUUACCGUCUUGGGCCGUCUGCUGGCCACCAAAUCGGACGUUGUUACGCAGAUCAGGAAAAGACUUAUGAAGACAGCAGCCUCUGGUGAAGCAGCAAGCCCCCAGACUGCCGAUGAUCUGGAAAUUGCUAUCUACAUGGGAGAUGUGCAAGACCAUAUUUUAACCCUACAACACUCUCUGGCUCAUUAUGAACGCAUGCUCAGCCAGUCGCACCCUACCUACCUCGCUCAGCUGCGGUCAGCGUUUGAAAUGACCAAGGGGGGUACCGAUGUAAACCUGCUCUAUUUAACCAUCAUCAGUAUUUCGGUUCUGUGCCUGCAGACAUUAACUGGAUUAUUCUCUCUCAAUAUCAAUGUUCCCCAUAACGUCCGCGAACCAGAUGGUCUCUACGUCGUGUUCGGUGUGGUGCUGGCGUUGGCAACGAUCAUUAUGAGCAUAUAUCUUCAUGUUGUGCGACGCUGGUGGAAGAAGAUGAAACGACGACGAGGGCGUCCACUCUGA
Messenger RNA from Cyclocybe aegerita, 2151 nucleotides. The record is from the annotation of a GenBank genome assembly. NCBI's taxonomy places the organism in Eukaryota, Fungi, Basidiomycota, Agaricomycetes, Agaricales, Hemipholiotaceae.